Molecule: messenger RNA, 3948 nt
Organism: Pocillopora meandrina
Lineage: Eukaryota; Metazoa; Cnidaria; Anthozoa; Scleractinia; Pocilloporidae
Source: the annotation of a GenBank genome assembly
UUUCGCAUUCUAUAAAGCAGAAAAAUAUGGCGGACUUCGUAAUGGUUUAUUUUCAUCUUGUAGCUGCUUUUAUAAUUGAUAUUAUUGCUCUUCAGCACAAAAUUUUUGCCCAAGGAAGUAUCGAGGCUACGCAAGCUAUUCAAGUUACAGUUUCAAGUACACAAUCAGUUCCAAUUUUAAUGUCAGUUUCGCCUACACAAACAGCAACUGAGAACGGUUCAUCACAAAUUGAGUUGCCGAUUUUUGAGUGUCCUGAUGGACAUUAUUGUCGUGAUCUCGGUGCUUCUUGCAUUAAUUGUACUAUGAACUAUUCGUGUAUAUAUGGGAAAGACACAGAAGCACAAUGUGUGGUGUACAGCUCGAUCAAAUGCAGGGUACGUAUUAGCUAGGUAUGCUUGUACACAUGUGAAAGUACAGCUUCCUUUCUUAAUGAGAACAUAUUUUUAUAAGUAGCAAUAAGAUAUAUUUAAGAGUAAUAGCUUGAUUAAAUUCUAUUUAAUUGUUGAAGUAAUCAACUGAAUUAUACUGAAUCAGUCAAUCGAUCAAUGAAGUAAUUUAUUCGAUUGUAGGUAAAUAAGUAUUAGUCUUUACUUUCAUGAGCAAAUAAAACCUGAACUGAUAAAUGAAAAAAGGAUAUUUAGUUAAACAGUACCAGUGUUUCAGGUAUUCAUAGUGAUCUAAGAGAGAAAAUAUAGAUCAAAUUGUGUUAUUAGAAUUAAAAAAUUGAAUGGAUUCAUUGACAGGGACCUCGAACUUUCAAGAAAAUUUACACCUGCAAGUACUGUUAUCAACUGCAAACUAAUCAAUAUGAAUGUGAAAAACAAUCAGGCUGCAAGGUAAGAACUUCAUGUUAACCUUUUAAAAGCAAAUCCAUAAAGUAAAAUGUAGAAGUACAUAUCUAGUAUAUAAGAAGAGCAAUACCCUCAUCUAUACACUGACUAGCAAUACUCAAUAAUCAAGCCUAGUUUCCUGAUGAGUGUUGAAUAAGGAUGGUCUUAGGCAAAGAAAGUUGACUUUGUCAUUAUAUUUCUAAAACCUAACCAUGCAUCUUAUUUAUUAGCAUUAAACAGAUUGCCUUUGUCCAUCAGUUGUAAACAAUACAGGGACCUCUGCAAUGUAAACCAGUGUAAUGUUUCUGUGCAUUGUUCUUUCACCUGUUUUGUGAUUCUUUUUAUUUUAAGUUUGAAGAGCUUAAAGAAAUGGAAUUUUGAAUCUUCUUUGUCUGAUAUAGGUGGUUUCCAGUCCAAGAGAAAGGUACAAAACAAACUGUACUGUAAAGGACGACGUCCUCUGUCUUGGUGAGUUGUUAAAGUAACUUUGAGUUUAAAUGAACUGCUCUGUUUCUGCUCUGUUAGAAAUGAUGAAUUCAAAAUGAUAAAUUAUAGAAUUUUCAAACAGUUGAGCAGACAAACAAAUUUAUGGAUAAAAGUAAAAUAACAUAUGUAAGAGAGCAGUUCAAGCAAUCAUGCAGUAGAUAAUAUUUACCUUCUGAUAAUCAUAUAAGAUAUGGAAAUCAUUAAGGGAGUUAUGUAAAAAUAUUUGCAUAGAUAUAUCACGAGGCAAAAGCAAAUCUAUUUUGCAAACAAUAGUACAAUAUUUAAGGCUAGAUUUUCCUGAGUAGACUGCAGUUUCAAUCAAAGGAGGUUACAUUCAAAGCUGAAAUAAACAGUCAGGCCAGUGCAAAUUUUAAUCAUAAAUGAAUUUGAACAAAGUUUUGUCUCUUAAUUUAUACACUCAAAACUAGUGUAAAUAAUUUAAAACAAAGGAAAAAUUAGAAGCAUGGCUUAUGCAUUCACGAAAGAAAGAGUAUAGACCAAGAUUGUACAGUCAACAGAAUUACUUUUAAUAUCUUUUUUUUCUUUCAUCUUGACUAGGUAAUCGUACAUUCUCAAAAUCACUGUUGUGUAACUGGACAUCAGGAUACAGGUGGUCAACUGCUGUAUUAUUAAGGUUAGAGACUAGUGAUUAUCCUUUUGAGGGAAUCAGGGCUAAGAAUUGCUGCUAUUGUGAAGAAGGGAAAAAUAAGACUUAUGUCAGAGAAGGUUUACAAUAAGGUUUCGGAGAGACCUUGGAGUGAUAUGCCUUGUCUGUAGCCAUGGAAAAUGGAAUGAAAGGGGAAAGUAUGGACAGCUUAAAUUAAUCAUCCCUGUUUCAGUUUUUGGAACUGAUUUGUGAGAGGCCCCAUACUCUAACCAUGGGUCUUUGUAUGGUAAGUAGGGCAUUGAUUUCACCAACAUUUAAUUGUAUUGAGUUAUUGUAAAAUUAAAUUGACUUUCAAAUUUGUCAUAUUUGUGUUUGCAGCUUGACUCUAGGGGGCUUUGGUGUGGAUCGCUUUUAUUUGGGACAUUGGAGAGAGGGUCUUGGAAAGCUGUUUAGCUUUGGGGGCCUUGGAGUAUGGACCCUUGUGGACCUUAUACUCAUCAUUAUAGGAUAUGUUGGACCAGAGGAUGGUUCACUCUACAUAUUUUAGUCUUGGAAGGAAAGCAUUUCUGCAAGGAAUGAAAAAGCUGUUCAGUCUUGAAGCCCUUGGAGUGUAGACAUUUGUGGACCUUAUGGAUGGGUAGGACCAGAGGAUGUUUCUCACCUAACAUUCUUGACUGAUAUGGGACACACUGCUUGGGUGGUGCAAAGGCUUUGAAAUGAGGGCAUGAUUGGGCCAUCUGAGAUUUGGUGCCAUCUUAAUAGUCUGGAACAUACAAGUCCAUUACAUCCCCCAUGGAUGGUUAGUGUCUAAAGUAAAUUAAGGCAGCUCUGCAAGUGGAAAGGGAUCCAUAAAUGUGGUACCUUAUUUUGCAUUAUGAGAACCUGCUGCAGUAACGUCUCAGGACAAAAUUGCAUGUUGAGCAUAAGUACAAUCUCUUUACUUGUGUUACAUAAAACUCUACUCAGAAAACUAGAACUACUGGCCUCAGAAUUGCUGUUGUAUUUUUAUUAUGUGCUCUCAUGCCACUAUACAGCCAUUUCAUGGAAGACUUAGAUGACUUGUACUACUGCCAUGCUUGGUCAUUUAAGAGAGCAUUUUUGUCAACGCUUAGUGUGAAAUGUUAGGCAUCACUUUAUUUGCUUUGAUUUGCCAUGAGAAAGAAUCAUAUUGCCCUUUCUAAGCUGAAAAAGGUGUGGCAGAAAAUGAAGACAAUAGUUGAUGCUUAUACACUCUUUUUGUUGCCCAAUGGAACCAUUUUAUAACUGGUUUUGAAAGUGCAAUGAGUAGCUCUGUCUCUAAAGCUUAGAUUUAUUUGGUACCACAGACAUUAAACGGUUUAGUUUUAGGUGGCAAAUAUACAUUGAAUAAAGGGAGGAGGAUAAUUGAUGUAACCUGCUUUAUAACGAACAGGCCAGAAUUUUGAGUUAUGUGUCAGCCUACUUGUAAUUAUGGAAUUGCAUUGACCACCAAUUUCAAAGAAGGACUUCUGACAAGACUCGUUUGCUUCAAUCAGAUUUUGACUCCUCCAAAUGAAAAUUAAAUGUGGAUCCCAGCAGCCAAACAAAGAUUAAAAGAGAUCUGACUGCAACACUCUAGGAAAAAUAAUUACCAUGGUGAAUCAGACUUCCAAAGUACCCUAAAAGGCACUACACUGAAGUUAUACAUUAACGAUAUUUUGAACCAAAUUUCGUGAAUCCAUCAGGGUCCCCCUGGACUGUCCUCGGAAAGAGCUGUCGCGAUAUCUAAAAUCGUUUGGAACAUCGGGAAAAAUGCCCGUAAAUAAAAUGGAAUUUGAAAUAAUCGCCUGCUUCGGUAGAAAACGCCAAAGAAGUAAGAGUAAACGAAGAAGAACGAGGAUAGUUAAGAUUUUAGCUUCGAUAACGAACAAUAGACUUAAGAAAAUUUUAGCUGCCUAUUUUAAAUUUCCUCUAAGGCACAUGUUUGAUACUCAAAAUUUUGCAUAGGUGCAACCAGAAUAAAGUGUCGAAUACCAGAAUAUGUAUUAUGUUUUUUCCAGCACGAGG